Anolis sagrei ordinatus is the source of this 1940-nucleotide messenger RNA. RefSeq names its product zinc finger and SCAN domain-containing protein 2-like. The record is from RefSeq and is a predicted model, not a curated record. Gene Ontology annotation, biological process: regulation of gene expression. Gene Ontology annotation, cellular component: nucleus. Lineage: Eukaryota; Metazoa; Chordata; Lepidosauria; Squamata; Anolidae.
GAGAGAGAGAAAGAGAGGGACAUUGAGGGCUCAAUGGAGCCACCUUUGGCAUGAGAAGAAACAAAUCAGCUUCUCCUGGAUAUUGAGGAAUUUGGAAACUAAAGUGCAGUAAGGAAAUUGUAGGAAAAAUAAUCUUCUCACGGUGCUGAUCUUGCUGAAUUCUUAAACUUAUUCUAGAUCAGAAAGGGAAAAACAAGACUCAAGAUUCCAUAUCUACACAUCACAUCUAUACAUAAUUAUCUAGACAUAACAUUUUCAGCAUGGAGGACAAAGCAUAUAUAUGUAUUGAAUGUGGAAAGAGCUUUAGUCAGCAUGGAAAUCUAAAGACACAUCAAAGGACACACACUGGGGAGAAACCUUAUAAAUGCCUGGAGUGUGGACAGAGCUUUGCUCAGAGAGUAAAUCUACGUACACAUCAAAGGACCCACACUGGGGAGAAACCCUAUAAAUGUCUGGAGUGUGGACAGAGUUUCACUGAGAGUGGAAGUGUGCGUUCACAUCAAAGGACUCACACUGGAGAGAAACCAUAUAAAUGCCUGGAGUGUGGACAGAGCUUUACUCAGAGGGGAACUCUACAAACACAUCAAAGGACUCACACUGGGGAGAAACCCUAUAAAUGCUUGGAGUGUGGAAAGACCUUUGCUCAGAAUGGAGGUCUAAAUUCACAUCAAAAGACUCACACUGGGAAGAAACACUAUAAAUGCCUGGAGUGCGGACUGAGUUUCACUCAUAAUGCAGGUCUACGUUCACAUCAAAGGACUCACACUGGGGAGAAACCCUAUACAUGUCUGGAGUGUGGAAAGAGCUUUACUGAGAGUGGAUGUCUACAUAAACAUAAAAGGAUUCAUACUGGGGAGAAACCCUAUAAAUGCCUAGAAUGUGGACAGAGUUUCACUCAGAGUUCACAUCUACGUUCACAUCAAAGGAUUCACACUGGAGAGAAACCCUAUAAAUGCCUGGAUUGUGGAAUGAGUUUUGCUCAGAGUGGAAGUCUACAUUCACAUGAAAGGAUUCACACUGGGGAGCAACACUAUAAAUGCAUGGAGUGUGCACUGAGCUUCACUCAGAGUGGAAAUCUACAUUCACAUCAAAGGACCCAUGCUGGGGAAAAACCCUAUAUAUGCCUGGAGUGUGGACUGAGCUUCACUCAGAAUGAAGGUCUGUAUUCACAUCAAAUGACUCACACUGGGAAGAAACCCUAUAAAUACAUGGAGUGUGGACAGAGCUUCGCUUGGACGGACCAUCUGCUGCAACAUGAAAAGACCCACACUGGGGAGAAACCCUAUAAAUGCCUUGAAGGAAAUUGUUAAGUUUGCAUUUACAGUGGCAUCAGUGUUUUGUUUAUUAAUAAUGCUGGAUGGCAAUCUAGAAAUAAAAUUUGAAAAGAUUACUAAAAUAUAUGAUAACACUGUGCAACAAAAUUUGAAAAAACUCUGUUCCUAAUUUGAAAGUGUUAUUUCACUGUUUUAAUUGUGAGGUGCUUACUUUGAAAGUAGUUGUUACACUCCAGAGACUUUGGUUUUGUGGCUGCCACAAACUAUAUUGGAUUGGUUGAGUCAUUGAGAAACUAUUGCAAAAUGGACUGCAGGAUGUCUUGCAAAAAAACAAAGUUUUUGUAGUUUUAUAAAUUUUUCCAUGUUUUUAUGAUUGAUCCAAUUAGAAUAUGACCCUUAUAACCCAGGGAAAAAAAUGAUGUUACAUAGUAUAAUUGCCGUAAGAAUCCUUUAUCCUCAGAGAUGGAAGGAAGUAGUUUUCCAAUUCAAGGAAAUGGAUUGACAAAGAUCCACAAACUAGCACAAAUUGAGAAACUGACUUUGCUGAUUAAGGAGAAACCUUAGAUCGCCUUCAAGACAUAUUGGAACUUUUUAUAACAUUUUAAUGACAACAUUUGGGGCAUAUGUCAAGUAUAAGAUUUAUGAAUUAGAAUAGUUGUACCAAAA